Molecule: messenger RNA, 1278 nt
Organism: Aureobasidium melanogenum CBS 110374
Lineage: Eukaryota; Fungi; Ascomycota; Dothideomycetes; Dothideales; Saccotheciaceae
Exons: 2
Coding region: 1-1278 (425 amino acids)
Molecular function (GO): protein binding
Source: RefSeq, a predicted model, not a curated record
AUGGACACCCUACCGCUUGAGCUCAAGCAGCGUGUCUGCAGCUACCUUACACCCAAUGAUCUGAAGUCACUCAGGUUGACGUCGAAGGCCCUUGUUUCGGCUGCUUGUCGUGACUUUCUCCCGCGCAUCUUCCUGCACAAUCAUCCCGGCAGUUUUGAGGAGAUACAGGACAUCACCAACCAUCCUGAUCUGAAGCACUCAGUGACUACCAUGGUUGUCGACACAUCCUGUCUGAGCUCUUGUCCGAGAUAUGAUGACUGGAUUCGAUUCUUUAUACCAACUCCGACAUACCGAGCAGAGCUACAGAGUUUGGAAAUGCCUGCGGGCAUCUCAGAUGCUCGGACAGUACGAAGGUUGCGUAGAGAGAAAGUUUGCGAAAAAUGGAAGGCAUACCAAAACAGAGCUUCCGGCCAACGCAAGAAGUUUUCCAAAGACUGCAUGUUCAACAGUAUCGCCCUCGCUUUCCAGCUAUGUCCAAGGCUCAAAAAUCUCAUCAUCGAGGGCAGAUACCAUAAUAGCCCUGAGUUGUCCAGGAGAAGAAUUCGCCUUUACCAGAACGACUUGCCUUCACCCGACACACACACUGCAGUUCAUUACUUAUCUACUUGGGAUCCCAUGACUUUCGACAUUUGGGAGUUACUCAAGCCUAUUCAUGAGGUUGGUCGAACACUGGAAUCCCUUGUGCUGCUCGACCUAGGACUCGUGUGCUCUGAGGGUUCUACUCUUCCCACAACACCAAUCUUUACAAACUUGAAGCACCUCCGCGAGAAUGGUUGCCCUGAGAACUUCCUAACAUUCAUUUUGACCUCCGCACCAGCUCUCGAAAGUUUCGGGACCGAAGAUGGCUUCGGUUACAGGUGGGGUUCCUCGAUGUUGUCUCUGAUAAAUGCACCUCCUCUCCCAAAACUUCGAGCCUGCAGUUUGCGAAACCCGAGCAACGAAGAUCUCCUGAUACGGUUCCUUCUACGCCACUCAAGCACUCUGCAAAGACUCCGAAUCUACAACAGUAGAACGUACCAUUCCCCAGUAGACUGGACUUCAUUCUUUACGCGUGUCAAGGGCAAGUUAUCCAAUCUGAGACGUGUCGAGCUCAUCAAUCUUGAAACUGGACCUCGUACAUACAACACUAUGGCACGUUCAGUUGUUUCCAUUGUCGCGGAUGAGAAAGAUAUAUUACAAGACCAUGAGCACGAAUUGGAGACGGGUCCAAUGGCGAUCUAUGAUGGCCUUUGGGAGGACUAUGAGACCACGUUCUUCCCACAACAUGGCAUGUGGUAA